This is a messenger RNA of Apaloderma vittatum (bar-tailed trogon), 1085 nucleotides long. RefSeq names its product ADP-ribosylation factor-like protein 5B. Gene Ontology annotation, biological process: vesicle-mediated transport; protein localization to Golgi membrane; intracellular protein transport. The transcript is spliced from 5 exons. Lineage: Eukaryota; Metazoa; Chordata; Aves; Trogoniformes; Trogonidae. The record is from RefSeq and is a predicted model, not a curated record. Gene Ontology annotation, cellular component: cytoplasm; trans-Golgi network. Gene Ontology annotation, molecular function: GTPase activity; GTP binding. Bases 94 to 522 code for a protein of 142 amino acids.
UAUUCUUGGCUUUUUUGUGUAUAUACAGAGCACAAAGUAAUCAUAGUGGGACUUGAUAAUGCUGGAAAGACUACUAUUCUUUACCAAUUCUUAAUGAAUGAAGUGGUUCAUACUUCUCCAACCAUAGGAAGCAAUGUAGAAGAAAUAGUGGUGAAAAACACUCAUUUCUUAAUGUGGGAUAUUGGAGGACAAGAAUCGUUACGGUCAUCGUGGAAUACCUAUUAUUCAAACACGGAGUUCAUCAUUCUGGUUGUUGACAGCAUUGAUAGAGAGCGACUUUCUAUUACAAAAGAGGAGCUUUAUAGAAUGCUGGCUCAUGAGGAUUUACGGAAGGCUGCGGUUCUCAUCUUUGCAAAUAAGCAGGACAUGAAAGGUUGCAUGACAGCUGCUGAGAUAUCCACAUACCUCACGCUUAGUUCCAUAAAGGAUCACCCGUGGCACAUUCAGUCCUGUUGUGCUUUGACAGGAGAAGGGUUAUGCCAAGGCUUGGAGUGGAUGACAUCCCGUAUUGGAGUGAGAUAGCCGCCUUUUGCCUUUUUUUUUUUUUUUUCUUUUUUCCUCAAGAGAAGAGACUUCUAUUUAUCCUGUGAACACGUACAUUUUUUUCUGUACUUCUAGCUGCUGAGGCAGUGACCAUGUUUAAUUUAUAUCAGUCAACCCUCAGGCUGUACUUGAAUCAAGUGCACUUGAACUGAAACACUAAAGUAUUUUCUUACCUUUUUUUAAUACACUAAUCUUCGACUGGAUGAACAUACGUGAAUCAGUUUUUAAGCAUUGAAAUUCCUCUAAAUAUGUAUUCUAGCUUUUUCGAUUAUAGCUUUUUAAAAUCUGUUUUAUCAUUGUCAAUAUUUCAUAGUUCCUCUUUCUAGAUAGUUUAUAUAACUUACUAACAUAAAUGAGCACAGUUUGUUUAAUAAUGAAAAAAUAGCGAGUAGGUUGACUUCGCUCUGGCAUAGCUUUAGCCUCCAAGGAUAACCAUAUCUCCAGCUGGGCUUCCUGGAACAUCAUUAGUUCUAGCCAGCACAGGAGUUAAUAGUUAUGAAUGCAAAUUUUUAAAUGCUGAAUGAGUUAGUUUUAGUCAAUAU